AAAAGUGUUGAAUGUAAUUAAAGACAAGUGAAAUUAUAGAUCAUUGUAUCUCAAGCAAAGUCAUGUUAAUCCCGGAAUUUGGUUGAUUUUUGUGUUUUCAAAUAUUGAUCACCCUAUGGCUUGAUUGUAAAUAAUUUCACAUUACAACGUGUAUCUCAUGCUAAUUAGCAAUGAACAGAUAAAUCAUCCUUUCCUUACUACUUCCUGAUAUUUGCCGUUUUUAGCUGCCUUCUACAUCAAACGAGCAACUUCAACCACAGGUAUUCUGUAAUAACUGAAAGAUCCCUCUAAUCUAAAGCAAAACAUAUUUUACAAACCGUAUUCGCUUGUGUUCACUUAAUAUAUUCAAUUUUUUUGAUAUCCUUUAAUCUUUUAUUAUUAGUUGUUAAUAUUUAUUUAGUGAUUUGAAAAUUUCAUCUCUGAGCUAUAUUUUGCAGCAAGAUUCCUCUGAAUUAAUAGUUAAUUAUGACUUCUUAUUUGGAUCCCAUGGGUGACGAAGAAUAUCUCGAACCAAGUUUAAGGAAUAUACUGGAACUUGACUCAUUAAAAUGGGUAUUUGUUGGUGGCAAGGGUGGAGUUGGAAAGACGACAUGUUCUUGUAGCCUUGCUGUUCAACUGGCAAAACGUAGGCCAUCAGUUUUGAUAAUCUCAACCGAUCCAGCUCACAAUAUAAGUGAUGCAUUCAAUCAAAAAUUUUCCAAAGUUCCAACACUUGUUAAUGGAUUUACAAACCUACAUGCUAUGGAAAUUGAUCCAAAUUUAGGAGUAGCUGAAUUACCUGAUGAAUUCUUGCAAGAAAGUGAUCCACUUAGAGGUGCCUCUAAAUCUGUUAUUUCUGAACUUCUUGGUGCUUUACCAGGUAUUGAUGAAGCAAUGUCUUACGCUGAAGUAAUGAAAUUGGUUAAUUCAAUGAACUUCUCAAUUGUUGUGUUUGAUACUGCUCCAACUGGCCACACUCUUCGUCUUCUAUCUUUUCCUGCUAUGGUAGAAAAAGGCUUAGGUAAAUUGUUGAGAUUUCAAUCUCAUUUAUCCCCGAUGAUUUCCAAUUUUGCCAACCUCCUUGGAUUGACUGAUUUUUCACCUGAUGUAAUGUCAGCUAAAAUUGAGGAAAUUUUACCCAUUAUUCGAACUGUGAAUGAACAGUUCCGUAAUCCUAGUUUAACUACAUUUGUCUGCGUCUGUAUUCCGGAAUUUCUUUCCCUCUAUGAAACGGAAAGAUUGGUCCAAGAAUUAACCAACUGUUCAAUUGAUACUCACAACAUUGUUGUAAAUCAAUUGCUAUUUCCAAGCAAAUCCGCAGAGAAACCUUGUCAAAUGUGCACUGCUCGAGUUAAAUUACAGACUAAAUAUCUUGAGCAGAUAAUGGAUUUGUAUGAAGACUUCCAUAUUGUUAAAUUACCCCUUCUGGACCAUGAAGUUCGCGGAGCUGAAGAGAUAGUGAAAUUUUCUCAAAACUUGGUUGAACCCUAUGAUCCUGAUCGACAUUAGUCACAUACAUUUUGUAACAUCAAAUUUGGAAUCAACUAAAGGUUCAAAAUUACUGGAAGGCAAAAAGAAUUAGAUUUGAUUAGAAAAAGUCUCACUGUAAAAGCUACUUUUUUUACUCAACAUGAUUUCUUUGGUGUACUUGGAAUAUUAAAUUAUUUAACUGAAUAUGUAAGAAACCUAAAGUUACUAUCGCUAUGAAUUUUUAAGUAUUUUCAGCAAUCGCAAUUCAACAAAUCUAUAUCCCAUAAAUAAAAUCUACUGUUCAACAUUCAAUA
Tetranychus urticae (two-spotted spider mite) is the source of this 1763-nucleotide messenger RNA. Its product is annotated as ATPase ASNA1 homolog. Lineage: Eukaryota; Metazoa; Arthropoda; Arachnida; Trombidiformes; Tetranychidae. Gene Ontology annotation, biological process: tail-anchored membrane protein insertion into ER membrane. Gene Ontology annotation, molecular function: ATP hydrolysis activity; ATP binding. Gene Ontology annotation, cellular component: GET complex. The record is from RefSeq and is a predicted model, not a curated record.